Molecule: messenger RNA, 549 nt
Organism: Acanthosepion pharaonis
Lineage: Eukaryota; Metazoa; Mollusca; Cephalopoda; Sepiida; Sepiidae
Source: the annotation of a GenBank genome assembly
AUGGGAGCUGUGUACAGAUACAAAACAACACCAAAAGACGAUGUGUCUAUAUCUACAGCUACCAAGUACGUGUCGAAGGGAUCGACGGCGUGUAUCUUUCUGAUCGAAGAGAAGUGCGCGGAACACACAGGAUGUGGGAGCCUGUCUGGCAAUUCACUUUCUUUCUUCCCUGCCGACAUUCUUUCGUUUCUUUCCCAUCUCCAAAGUGAACGCCAUCUUUUUCUCCGCCAUCAACAGCUUCCCAGUGUGUCGUUCCAAUCCCAGCAUUCUAAUUUCCUCGUCUUUUCUCCACAACACAAACGGGCUUUGUCACUGAUUCCCAGCAACUACCGAGGCAUUUUCAUAUAUUGCAUACAACCAUUUGCCCGUGUCAUGGCAGCCGAACAAAGCUCUCUGUCUGUUUCUCUCUCUUUCUUUCUCUCUCUCUCUCUCCAUCUAUCUAUCUAUCUAUCUAUCUCUAUUUCUCUCUCUCUCUAUCUAUCUAUCUAUCUAUCUAUCUAUCUAUCUAUAUAUAUAUAUAUAUAUAUAUAUAUAUAUAUAUAUCACUAA